AUGGGUCUCAUGUGGCAUAAGGGAUUCGGCGGCCGCCAUGCUGGUGGUGGUAUUGUUGCUGACAAGCACGGCAUUCGUCGCGCUCCCAUACGCCUCUCCUGCUUUGGCUUCAGCUGCUUCAGAUAA
Molecule: messenger RNA, 126 nt
Organism: Plenodomus lingam JN3
Lineage: Eukaryota; Fungi; Ascomycota; Dothideomycetes; Pleosporales; Leptosphaeriaceae
Source: RefSeq, a predicted model, not a curated record